GUUCACCAACAAUGUCCACGUAGUCGUAAAAAGCUUGUCCUUCUGAGCGUGCGGAAUAUUGAAUUUUGAUACGUCAAAAGUAAGUACGUGUCAAAACCUGGUUCGACGAAGCGUGCUGGUAUUAAACUCUUGAUUGUUUCUUGACACAUCACUUGUGCUCAAUCGCUAAACUCUUGUCAUUUGAAAAUUUAUAAUUGAGCUACAACCCCCCAGCUUGUUAUUCUUCAACUAAACAGAGACCUGCCCAACUUGGGAUUUUCUACAAAACAGAUAAAAGUUUGUAUUAAUCACUCUUCACGUGUUACUGUGUGUGUAUAAUUACUUCAUCUCCCCUGAUGCGAGCAAAUUAAAUAAAGGUAUUUAUGUUUAUGAAUUUGUGAUCGUAGAAUAAUGUAUCUUGGAGGUGAGAUGCAGAAAGCUAAAGCCAUCACAUUAUACCAAAUUGCUCAGAUUGGACAUCUGGGACUUCUUUUGCUCUGGCAUUUAGUCCAUUUAAUCGUCAAUAUAUGGUACUUUGCAUUAGGGUUAGGUCAAACACUUGAAAGCUAUCUUAUAUCCAGCGGGUUAUUAAAGAGGUAUAAUUCCCUUGAUUCAAACAGAGUCCGGUACCUGGCAAUUGUUGUGGACAGUGAAGAAGCAUGUCAAACUUCUAAAGUUCUUGAACUUCUACAGCAUCUUGAAAAUAUUGGUAUUAAGCAUGUCUGCCUAUAUGACCCUGAAGGUUUGCUAAAGAAAUCGAAGGAAGCCAUCUUCGAGAAAUUAACCCGUGUGAAGUUAUAUGAGGAAGCCACUAAAUCUGAUUCCCUGGUCAGGAAACAUAUUACAUUAGAAUUGGCUUCGUUUUCUGAUGGAAAGAAAGCAGUUGCCGAAGCUGCUAACUACCUUUAUAAGAAAAAUUAUAUUGGUGGAGAGCAAAAAGAGUUUAUUUGUUCUGAAUCUAGCAUCGAUGAGGCACUAAAAGCAAUUGGUUGUGCACAUGCAGAUCCAGAUCUUCUAUUAGUUUAUGGGCCUGCAAGAUGUCACCUCGGUUUCCCAGCAUGGAGACUUCGAUAUACUGAGAUCGUACAUAUGGGACCCUUAAAGUCCAUGAAGCUUGGUUCCUUGAUAAAAGCCAUUUACAACUUCACCAAGGUGCAUCAAAAUUAUGGUACAUGAACCAAUAUAUCAGGAGGAGAAUUAUCGUACUUCUACAAAAAAACAGUCUGAUUUACUAGAAGAGAACUCUCGACACAAAUUGAUAUUCAGACAGUUGACUUGUGGUAUAUUUGAUAUACGAGUUUUUUGGACCAGUACUAGAAAUUAGAAAUACUCCACCAUUGUCGUAGGUGCUUUGCGUUUUAGUCAGAAUCGGACAUCUUCAGUUUAGUGUUUGAUUCUGUUUGUUAUUUCUGGCUUUAUAAAGAUAACUGGAACUAUAAGCAAUUUAUACAAUCACAUCAAUUACAUCUACAGCUAGAAGAUUAUUCUUUCUUCCUGCCAUUUCACGUUAUAACUUGCUCAUUAUUGUUGUCCUAUAACUGCAGCUGGAUUAUCAUGUGAAAAAGUUCAUAAUCUAAAAUAAAAGCCAAAAUAUCAUCCUGAGUACUUACCACUAUAGCAGAUAUGGCUAUGAGAUCAUAGUCUUAUCUUCACACCAGUUGGGCAUUCCUCCGGUUCAAAGAUGAACACCUUUUCAACAUUUUGAUUAUUAUCCAGGCAACAGAUCUGUCUUUGAACUAGUGGGAUGAUCCUGAUUUAUUAUAUCUAUUCGGGAGAAUGAAGGCAAUACUCACUACAACCUGGAUAACAGCCUCGCGAUGUUCCGUCUGGCCAAACAUUUGAAACUUGAUCUGCCUUCCCUUAUCACCCUUGAGAAGAAUGUCUUUGUGCCAGGUAGAACCAUACGGGACACUUCAUAAAAUUAUUUUAUUUUAAAGCCUUUCAUCAUCGUUGCAGGCCGAAAACUGGUCCUUGUUUCAACAACUUUUGCAAAGGUAUCACUCUAUUUUUUUUGCUGAAAAAAAGUCACUUUGUUCAUAGUAUGCCUAUACAUUUGGUCUUGGUAAUUUGAUAUCAUUAGCAAAAGACUAUGCCAUACUCUUAUUCAGUCUUUUACUGUCAUUACCAAAAGAGUAAGUUUUUUUUUUCAGGUUUCAACAGUAGCCGAGAUUAGAGAUAGAUUUAAAACUAUUGGUGCUUGUUCUCAUCCUUCCAGUUGCUUGUUCAGCCAAACAGAUAGUGUCCUAAUGCCGGGACAGUGAUUGAACAAACAAACAAACCCAAGCACGUUUUCUUUUCAUGAAAUAUGUUACAGAUGCUAAUCUUGGCAAACAAAACAACAUUCUUAAUACUUGCAAUAAAAACAGAUAAUACAAAGGAAAAUCCUCUUAUUUAAGAUAAUGCUGUGAGGAUGAUGGAUCAUAUGAUGCUCGAGGCUCAUAUGUUUACUCUGCGACCCCAAACUAUUCCUGAUAUAUUGAAAUAUUGGGUCUUGGCUUCAAAUCAUCAUCAUAUGACUUAUCUUCUUUAAGCGCUUCAUUAUCAUUAUAGGCUGAGAUAUUAGGUCGUGGUUCAAUAUCUUUUGUGAAAGCGUCCGUUUUUUUAAGCUUUUCAUCAUCAUGGUAGGAUGAGAUAUUCGGCCUUGGUUCAAUAUCUCUGAUAAAUGAUUCAUUUUCUGUGAGCUUCUUGUCACCCUGGUAGGCUGAAAUGUUAGGCCUUGGUUCAAUAUCUUUUGAAAAAGAAUCAUUUUUUUUGAGCUUCUCGUCGUCAUGGUAGGAUGAAAUAUUCGGCCUUGCUUCGAUGUCUUUGUCAAAAGACUCGGUGUCUCUGAGCUUUUCGUCAUCAUGAUAGCUUGAAAUAUUAGGCCUUGGUUCAAUAUCUUUCGAAAAUGAAUCACUUUUCUUAAGCUUCUCAUCGUCAUGGUAGGAUGAAAUAUUCGGCCUUGGUUCAAUGUCUUUGUCAAAAGACUCAUUCUCCGUGAGCUUUUCGCCAUCA
This is a messenger RNA of Daucus carota subsp. sativus, 2973 nucleotides long. RefSeq lists its product as uncharacterized. Lineage: Eukaryota; Viridiplantae; Streptophyta; Magnoliopsida; Apiales; Apiaceae. The transcript has 8 exons. The coding region runs from base 391 to 1155 and encodes 254 amino acids. The record is from RefSeq and is a predicted model, not a curated record. Gene Ontology annotation, molecular function: ditrans,polycis-polyprenyl diphosphate synthase [(2E,6E)-farnesyl diphosphate specific] activity. Gene Ontology annotation, cellular component: dehydrodolichyl diphosphate synthase complex; endoplasmic reticulum membrane.